This is a messenger RNA of Aspergillus homomorphus CBS 101889, 1365 nucleotides long. Its product is annotated as MFS general substrate transporter. The record is from RefSeq and is a predicted model, not a curated record. Gene Ontology annotation, molecular function: transmembrane transporter activity. Gene Ontology annotation, biological process: transmembrane transport. The coding region runs from base 1 to 1365 and encodes 454 amino acids. The transcript is spliced from 3 exons. Gene Ontology annotation, cellular component: membrane. Lineage: Eukaryota; Fungi; Ascomycota; Eurotiomycetes; Eurotiales; Aspergillaceae.
AUGGAGGAAGAUGCACCGUCCAGGCCGGUCUCCAAGAGCCGGGCAUUCUUCAUCAUCACCUGCAUUACCUGCAUCACGGGCAAUGGCAAACUUCUAUCCGGGCUCCUCACCGUGGUCAUCCCUGUGAUCGCGCGCGACCUACUCAUCCCCGCAGACAAGCAGCUCUGGCCAACGUCAGCCCUCUCCCUCGCAUGCGGCUGCACUCUAAUCCCCUUCGGAGCGGCGGUAGAAAUCCUCGGCUACCGGCGCGCGAGUCUCUUUGGCGGAUUCCUCCAAGCAGCAAGCGUGCUGGGCACCGGGCUCGGGGCUCGCCACGAGCUCGACGAGCUCAUCGCCCUCUGCGCCAUGGCCGGCUUAGCCGCAUCGUUCUGCCUCCCCAGCACCGUCGGCGUCGCUGGUCUAGUCUUCCCCGCCAACAGCGACCUGCGCCAGCGCAGCAUCGCGUUCGCCUCCAUGGGCGGCGGCCAGUGCAUCGGCUUGGGGCUGGGGCUGGUGCUAGGGGGCGUGUUCACCGGCGCCACCAGCUGGCGCUGGGCCUUCUACAUGACAGCGAUCCUCAACGGGGCGGUGAUCGCGCUGGGCCUAUGGGCACUCCCACGCGACAUCGAUACGCCCCUCAGCCGGUCGUCCUUGGCGCGCCUCGCCCGCACCAUCGACUGGGUCGGCGCGCUCCUCAUCAGCGCCUCCCUCUCGCUCCUCUCCUUCAUCCUAGCCGUCGCCUCCGGGCCCUCUGCGACCAUCACCCUCCUAGCCCUGGGUGCCGCCCUCCUCCCCGCCUUCGCCCUCUGGGUGCACCGACAAACCCGCCUCAACCGUCCCGCCCUGAUCCCGAACCACAUGUGGCGCAAUCCAGCCCCGCCGCGCUACUUCCACGACGUUCGCGGCCUGUCGACCCUAACCUCCGCAUUCUACUUUCUGCCCGCCCCCGUCGCCGGUCUGCUCAUGAGCAUCGCCAUCGGUGUCUUCCUCCCCUACCUCCGGCCCGCCUGGCUCGUCCCAGCCGCGUGCUCCAUCAGCGGCCUCGCCCCGCUGCUCCUGGCCUGCCUCUGCCGCGUCAACGGCCCCGGGUACUGGCACGGCGUCUUCCAGGCUAUGGCUCUGAACCCCGUCGGCGCAGACCUCAUCUACACUAUCGCUAACCUCGUCACCACCGCCGCGUUCCCGGCGAAUAUGGAGGCUUUGGCCGGGGGUGUCUUUAAUACUCUUGCGCAGAUCGGGAAGAGUGUCUGGAUUGCAUCGUCGGCUGCGCUGUUGAUGGGGUAUCGCGCGGGUUGGUGGUAUAAUUGUGCCCUGGGCUUUGCUUCUAUUGCUGUGAACUUCGUUGGGUUGAGGAAGAUUGGGAGGCUUGAGGUUAAGAGGGAUUGA